This is a messenger RNA of Pneumocystis jirovecii RU7, 774 nucleotides long. RefSeq names its product 14-3-3-like protein 16R. The record is from RefSeq and is a predicted model, not a curated record. The transcript has 6 exons. Lineage: Eukaryota; Fungi; Ascomycota; Pneumocystomycetes; Pneumocystales; Pneumocystaceae. Gene Ontology annotation, biological process: signal transduction. Gene Ontology annotation, cellular component: cytoplasm. The coding region runs from base 1 to 774 and encodes 257 amino acids.
AUGACGUACCAGCGGACACAGACGGGGCCAGUGCUGCAGCACUGCGUUUGUGCAAGGCAAAGCAAGCAGGCAGCAGAGGAAACAGCAUAUAAAACACAGAGGUUGGAGAGAGUGGGGGGUUCGAAGACGGCUAACGGCACAGAUCAGAUGACAAGCAGAGAAGACUCGGUGUAUCUUGCAAAGCUUGCGGAGCAGGCAGAGCGCUAUGAAGGUGAGGACAGAGACUUACGGGACGUAAGCUUAGAGGCCAGAAAUGGUCGAGAACAUGAAGGUGGUGGCGUCGGCGGACCAGGAACUUACGGUGGAAGAAAGGAAUCUGCUGUCAGUGGCGUACAAAAACAAGGAGGAGAACAAGGGGAACACGGAGCAGGCAAAGUUGAUCAAGGAGAAGGGCGAUUACUACCGGUACCUGGCAGAGUUUGCGACGGGCGAGAAGCGGAAGAGCUCAUCGGACCUGUCGCUGAAGGCGUACAAGGAUGCAUCAGAGAUAGCGGUCCAGGAGUUGCCGCCGACGCACCCGAUCCGGCUGGGGCUGGCGCUGAAUUUCUCGCGAAGCAGGCGUUUGACGAUGCGAUUGCAGAGUUGGAUACUCUAUCGGAAGAGUCGUACAAAGACUCCACUCUGAUUAUGCAACUGUUGAGGGAUAAUCUUACACUGUGGACGUCAGACAUGCAGGACUCGAACGAGAAGUGUGACUCAAAAGAAAGAGUCUUGGAGACCCCGGACCAGGGAAAAGGCCCUGAGGGAGAAGGCUCAAAGACAGAGGAUAUGUAG